CCGGGAGAGAGGCGCAGCGGCCGCCGCGGCAACAAGUGCUGGAGCCCAGGCGAGCCGGGAAGCCGCCCAGUCCCCGCCGGGCCGCCGGGCCGCGCAUGGAGCGAGAGCGGCGGCGGUCGCGGGGCUGAGCCGCACGCGCGGCCGGGACGUGGAUGCGCCCGCGGAAUCCCGCCCCGCCCCGCCGAGCUGGAGCUGCCCCCGGACAAGAUAUGAGAAAUGAGUGUUGGACGCCGGAGACUGAAGUUGUUGGGAGUCCUGAUGAUGGUCAAUGUCUUCAUUUAUUUGAUUGUGGAAGUCUCCAGAAACAGUAGUCAAGAAAAAAAUGGAAAGGGAGGAGUGAUCAUACCCAAAGAGCAGUUCUGGAGGCUCUCCAGCCCUCCCCGGGCGUACUGGAACAGGGAGCAGGAGAAGCUGAACCGGAGGUACAAUCCCAUCCUGAACAGGCUGGCCAAUCAGACGGGAGACCUGUACACGGCUCCCAACGCAAGCCACCUGAACUACUGCGAGCCGGACUCUGCGGUCAUGACAGCUGUGACGGACUUCAACAAUCUGCCGGACAGGUUCAGAGACUUCCUCUUGUAUCUCAGAUGCCGCAAUUACUCACUGCUCAUAGAUCAGCCGAAGAAAUGUGCAAAGAAGCCCUUCUUACUGUUGGCGAUUAAAUCCCUCAUCCCACAUUUUGACAGAAGGCAAGCGAUUCGGGAAUCUUGGGGCAGAGAAACCAACGUGGGGAACCAGUCAGUGGUAAGAGUCUUCCUGUUGGGCCAGACGCCCCCGGAGGACAACCACCCUAACCUUUCAGACAUGCUGAAGUUUGAGAGUGAGAAGCACCAGGACAUCCUCAUGUGGAACUACAGAGACACGUUCUUCAACCUGUCUCUUAAGGAAGUGCUGUUUCUCAGGUGGCUGAGCACUUCCUGUCCAGACGCGGAGUUCGUUUUCAAGGGCGAUGAUGACGUGUUUGUGAACACUCAUCACAUCCUGAAUUACUUGAAUAGCUUAUCCAAGAACAAAGCCAAAGACUUGUUUAUAGGAGAUGUGAUCCACAAUGCUGGGCCUCAUCGGGACAAGAAACUGAAGUACUACAUCCCGGAAGUCUUCUACACUGGGGUCUACCCACCGUAUGCAGGGGGCGGGGGCUUCCUGUAUUCCGGCCCCCUGGCCCUGAGGCUAUACAACGUAACCGACCGGGUCCACCUCUACCCCAUUGAUGAUGUCUAUACUGGAAUGUGCCUUCAGAAACUGGGCCUUGUUCCAGAGAAACACAAAGGCUUCAGGACAUUUGACAUUGAAGAAAAAAAUAAAAAAAACAUUUGUUCGUAUGUAGAUCUAAUGUUAGUGCACAGCAGAAAACCUCAGGAGAUGAUUGAUAUCUGGUCUCAGUUGCAAAGUCCUGACUUAAAGUGCUGAACUACAGGUGAGCUCCGUUUCACAAAAGGCCUAGCCUGACUAGUUCCUAUGUUGUGCUUUCACGGUAGGUGAUCGCUGUAAGAAGCCGUCAGCCUUCUUGAGUAGGUAGCACCCGGGCCUCCGAGCCCUCGGUCCCACACCUCGUGAUGAGAGAAAGCUGAAGCUAAACCACCACAGUGGGAUGAUUGCUCCUGGGCCUUCCGCUGGCUGCCAGUCCUCAGUGUCUGAUUUGUUUUCCUUCUCCAAAAUCAUAUUUAGAAUUCGACCAGGAAGGUCUUUUUUUCCUUGUCCGUGGUACAUUCCUGUUCCCGUUAUAAUGAUGGACAGAUACACCAGGUAUUUAUAAACCUAUUGGCUUAUCAAGAUUUUGUAGGGCAUGACCUGGUGUUUUUGUGAAAUAGAAUUAUAUUUAUUUUCAUAAGAUUUUGAUGGAUUUUAAAAGUUGUCUACAAAGUGGACUGAUGUCACACGUCCCUGUCACCCCAACAGUAUUCGCCUCGUUGCUAGAACCGGUUACUCCCUGCACGCAAGCCGUGCUGCAGGCGCAGCUCAUCCUGUCUGGGACGAAGGGGGUUCUCUCUCACUUGUGUUUGGCUUCCUGGCUGGCAUCAUGGUAGUUAACCUAAUUUUAGUAUUUUGAAACCAUGAGUGAUUCCCUAACGGCCACCCCAGUGAAGACUGAAGAGGCCGACAGAGUGGGUUUGUGAAUGUUCAGGGGGACCAGGGGAGCAUGUGUGACUGUUGAACUUGAAAUGAGAAGGUAGAACUUGCAGGCAUUUUCUUAAGGGUUCGUCGGUUUCAAAACUCCGGGGCUCUUUACUCGCCACGUUAUCGCUUGUUGCUGCGGUGACUUUCUCCUGGGUGGGGCUGCUUCCCUGUCGGCGUAGAAGUGCCUGUGCUUUUAUUUAUUGUUCGGAUCAAAGACCAAAACAGUUUCUUAAGAAAUAUUUUGUGUAAUAUUUUAUUUGUAUACAGUGUUGUUUGUGAAAUAUUUAACUAGAGCAUGACAGUUUAUUUUUCUCGUUUUUUAAUUAGUUCUUUGAGAAUUUAUACAGUGCAUUUUGAUUGUGUUCCCCUCCCCCACGUCCUCCCAGAUCCAGCCCCCAGCUGGAUGUUUUAAAUGCGAGGCUGUAACAUGUUAAAUAAAGUUAACUGUUAUUUUUGAAUUUUAAAAUUUGGAUUCAGGGGGUUAUGAACUGCUAGAGUUGAUGAGUUCCUGCCAAAUUAUUGCUUAUACCUUCUAUCCUGUGACAUGCUCUCUUGAGAUAUUUCUGUGUUUUAGAGGGUUCUCAUCUGUGCUACAGGGGACUGGGAAGAAAGUGGAAAUAAAGUGACUGUAUUUUUUAA
Molecule: messenger RNA, 2757 nt
Organism: Psammomys obesus (fat sand rat)
Lineage: Eukaryota; Metazoa; Chordata; Mammalia; Rodentia; Muridae
Gene: B3gnt2
Product: UDP-GlcNAc:betaGal beta-1,3-N-acetylglucosaminyltransferase 2
Exons: 2
Coding region: 217-1410 (397 amino acids)
Cellular component (GO): membrane
Molecular function (GO): hexosyltransferase activity
Source: RefSeq, a predicted model, not a curated record